AGUCAGUAUGCUGUCGGCAUUGAUCGCUCCCUUCAAGUACAUAAGCCCUGGGACCAGCAGCACAGAGGACGAGGACAGUUUAAGCACCAGCAGUGCAGAGGUGAAGGAAAACCGCAAUAUUGGUAACUUAGAGGAUCGCUCCAUAGGGCCCGGGGAGUGUCAGUCAACAAGAAGCGGGAGUUCUGGUCUGAAGAGGAAACGGCCACUGGAGGAAGACAAUAACGGGCACCUGUGUCAACUCCGUCUGAUCUAUAAGAAACUGUCCUGGUCUGAGGCUCCAAAGAACGCGCUGGUACAGCUGAAUGAGCUGCGGCCCGGCCUGCAGUACCGGAUGGUGUCUCAGACGGGCCCUGUCCACGCUCCCGUCUUCUCCAUCGUUGUGGAAGUCAACGGGCUGACCUUUGAGGGCACAGGCCCCACGAAGAAGAAAGCCAAGAUGAGGGCCGCAGAGCUGGCCCUCAAGUCCUUCAUCCAGUUCCCCAAUGCUCCUCAGGCCCACCUAGCCAUGGGAAACAUUUCAAACCCUUCAGCCGACUUCACCUCAGACCAGGCCGACUUCCCCGACACGCUCUUUAAGGAGUUUGAGUCUUCGUCGUGCUCCGACCGCCUCUCGCUCUGCAACUCGGAAACCGAAAGCGAGUUGCUUUCCAGCGAGCUGCUCAGACACGGGCGGUUGCUGCGCCACACCUUGGACCUGAUGGUGCAGGCGCAGCAGAGGCUCGGUGGAAUUGUCCAAGAGUCCGAGGCCCCUAAGAGCCCCGUGGCUGUGCUCAAUGAGCUGCGGCCGGGCUUGCGCUACGCCUGUCUUUCGGAGCGAGCCGAAGGCCGACGACUGCGCAGCUUUGUGAUGGCUGUGCGUGUGGACGGGCGGAUUUUCGAGGGCUAUGGCCGCAGCAAGAAGCUGGCCAAGAAUCAGGCAGCCCAGUAUGCUCUUCAGGCCCUCUUCAACAUCAGGACGGCCCCCGAGGGGAGAACAGGUCUCAAAGCCAGCAGGCAGAGUUGUCCUCAUUUACCCCAGGACUUUGCUGAUUCAAUAUUCCACUUGGUGAGGGAGAAGUACCGGUCGCUGGUGGGCGGCUGCAGUCCUGUGCACGCUCGGCACAAAUCCCUGGCAGGCAUCGUAAUGACCCGAGGCCUGGACCUGAGACACGCCCAGGUGGUGGCGUUAUCUACUGGCACCAAGUGCAUCAACGGAGAGUAUCUGAGUGAUCAGGGACAAGUAGUCAAUGACUGUCACGCUGAAGUCACAGCCCGACGAGCCUUGCUACGCUUCCUCUACUCCCAACUUGAACUCUUCGUGAGUAAAAGGCCGGAGGACUGGGAGGAGUCGAUAUUUGUGCACCACAAAGAGUGCGGCUACAGGUUGAGAGACAACAUCCAUUUCCACAUGUACAUCAGCACCUCGCCGUGUGGAGACGGGAGGCUCAACUCUCCAUACGAAAUCACCGCUGACCUGCACAGCAGCAGACACUUAAUGAGGAAGCAUCGGAGUCACCUGCGGACUAAAAUCGAGUCAGGCGAGGGGACGGUGCCGGUGCGUUGCCGGGGACCCGCCCAGACCUGGGACGGUGUCCUUCAGGGUGAACAUCUCAUCACCAUGUCCUGCACAGACAAGCUCACCAGAUGGAACAUCCUUGGCCUGCAGGGGGCAUUGCUGAGCCAUUUUGUGGAACCAGUGUACCUGCAUAGCAUGACCGUUGGCAGCCUGCGUCACACGGGCCAUCUGGGCAGAGUUCUGAACCAGCGUCAGGAGCGCCUGGGCCCACUGCCUGCCACAUACAGACGCAACCAGCCCCUGCUCAGCGGCUUGAGCAGUGCCGAUUAUCAGCAGCCGGGGAAGGCGUCGUGUGUGAGCGUCAACUGGACGUUGGGUGACGCACAGUUGGAGGUGGUCAACACCGCAACUGGACGGAGACGAGACUCAGGGACACCCUCACGUCUCUGCAAGCACGCCCUGUUCACCCGCUGGAACAGACUGUACCGCAAGUUGGGGAUCCACGCGUCCAGCUCGGCGGACCGCCAGCUCAUGUACGGCGAGGCCAAGAUGGCGGCGCGCCCUUACCAGACAGCGAAGCAGCAGUGGUUCAGGUCUCUGCAGGAAAUGGGCCUCGGCACCUGGGUCAAAAAACCCCCAGAGCAGGAGCAGUUCCUGCUGUCGGACUGAGUGAGCGAGAGAGUGUGUGUGAUGGUGUGUUUGUUUAAGCAUCUCUUUUAUUUUAGGGUCCAAUGAGUCUAUGUUUCACAACCCAGUUUAACCUCUAAACUCAAGGCUGUCAGCCCAGCAUGUGUGUGUGUGUCUGCAUUUCAUUCUCCACGUACACCCAGGACGGCAGGCGGAAGGUUGACUGGACGUCUGAAAAGAAACGGGACACGAGGGUGGAGUUGGUGUUCUUUAAGCACACAAACACACGAGUUUAAGCAAACACCCACCUAAAUGUGGCCCCCCCUUCCACCACCACCACCCCCAAGCUCUUCUGUGGCUGUCAGGGAAGGGUGGGGUAACCUUGAGCGGGAAUGAAAGGCAGCCACUAUCUUGUCAUCAGCUAUUUCCGGGCCCCAAGGCUCCCGCUGAGGAGUAGAGCCACGGGGGAGAGAGCGAGACAGACAGAAGCAGAGGGAAAAAAGAGAGGGAGAGGUCCUCGUCCAAUUACCGGCCCUGUCAGAGUGACGGGUGAUAGAGAAAGAGGAAGGGAAGAACGAGUGAGGAAAAAGAAGGACGGAGCGUCGCUUCAGAGCUCACCUUUCUCUCUCUUUCUCGUUCUAUCUCUGUCCUCCUCCUUUUAACUCACCCUUUGACUCUCCGUCGCUCCCUCCUUUGCCCUCUUUUCUGUCUCCUCCCUUGCCUCCACCUCCUCGUCCUCCUCUCCUCACCUCUCCCCGCCACGCUUGGAGUUUAACAUGACACGAGGACAGGUUAAUACACCACCCUUUUUUUCCCCCAUCCCUCCCUUCCUCUCAUCUUCACCCCUCUGGGUAAAAAGAGAAAGCGAGGUACAUAAACGCAGCCAUUACAGCUCGCCCUGAGUGCGUGGAGUGAUGGAGGAGAAGGGGGAGUGGUGUAUUUACUCUCCUCCUUUUGUCUUUUGACCUGCCUGACCUGAGUUUUUGUUUUGUUUCGUUUUUUUCCACCUGGUUUCAUGCCCGUUUCCACGCAUCUUAAUCGCUAAUCUUGUCGCCACCAAUAGCAGCUGCUUAUGGAGGCGAGUCAUCAGCCUUGAUGCCCCGAGCAAGCUGUCAUUCUGUGGUCAUGACCACCUUGGAGUGAAGUUUGUUUUGUUUCUUUUUGUAAAUUUGCACCUCACACUAUUUUAUGUCUUUGCAUAUUUCAUGAACGCAGCAUUUUACGUGAUUUUUUUCCUUUUUUUGUCCUUUUAAAUCAGUUAAAUGUUUAUAGUCUUCGUAUUGCUCUGUCAUUGCCGUUUUUGUCUCUAGUCAAGGUAGCGGUGCGGCCCAGUUCAGAGUAGUGAGAGUGACAUCUAGUGGUCGCUCUUGUGUUUUGUCCUGCCCCUGCUGUGAGCCCCUGUCCUGGCAGCAUUACAGUGUCACAGCUGGAGAGCUAAGCCUUUACUGGAGAUCAGACGACUGGACACACGGGCGGCUUUACACAAAAACUGCAUGUGGAAGAGUUUCUUCUUACAUUUGAAAUUUUAAAAAGCUGCAGAAGUGAUUCUCCACAUAAAAAUGUG
Pundamilia nyererei is the source of this 3686-nucleotide messenger RNA. RefSeq names its product adenosine deaminase RNA specific B2 (inactive) (gene adarb2). Lineage: Eukaryota; Metazoa; Chordata; Actinopteri; Cichliformes; Cichlidae. Gene Ontology annotation, molecular function: adenosine deaminase activity; tRNA-specific adenosine deaminase activity; double-stranded RNA binding. The record is from RefSeq and is a predicted model, not a curated record. The coding region runs from base 8 to 2164 and encodes 718 amino acids. Gene Ontology annotation, cellular component: cytoplasm; nucleolus. Gene Ontology annotation, biological process: RNA processing; adenosine to inosine editing. The transcript is spliced from 9 exons.